Messenger RNA from Brassica oleracea var. oleracea, 1845 nucleotides. RefSeq lists its product as uncharacterized. Gene Ontology annotation, biological process: proteolysis. Lineage: Eukaryota; Viridiplantae; Streptophyta; Magnoliopsida; Brassicales; Brassicaceae. The transcript has 7 exons. Gene Ontology annotation, molecular function: cysteine-type peptidase activity. The record is from RefSeq and is a predicted model, not a curated record. The coding region runs from base 1 to 1845 and encodes 614 amino acids.
AUGGGAGUCUAUUGUUUGCAUCACAAUUCAAGGAUACCUUUUGAAAGUGCAAUAAGGGUAUUCGACGAUGAAGCCAUGGGGUCGUAUCCAUGGGGUCGGACUGCAUAUGAAGUUCUCAUUGACUCUAUUAAAACGUUGGCUCCACAAGGAGGGUCAUACACAAUAAGCGGCAUGACCGUCGCGUUAUUGAUUUGGGCGUAUGAAUCUGUCGCCUGCUUCGGUGAGAAUUUUGGGAGGGUGGUGAAUAAUGAAGACGUUUCGCUUUUGCGAUGGGGUGGAAAGCGUACACGUGCAAGUUUUGAUAACUUGUUGGCUGCCGAAAUCAAAGAGCAUGGCGAGGUGCGUGUGAGGAGAAUGGCUUUGAAGGACUCAAUUGAAGAGAUGUUUCCUAAAUGGUCGGGGGAACCUGACGACCCACAACUCGGUAAUGCGCAGGGGAAGGGGAAUGAGAAGAAGAAGAAAAUGAAGGGUGGAGUUUCGUCAGAAGGUGAGCCACCCACUAAGAAGCAGAAGAAAUUUGAGUCACGGGUGGAAGCUUACGAGUUAGACCAGAAUAGACCAUUGAUGGACCAAAAGACCAUUGAUGACAGCGUGAAAGCUUUACUGGAGGAGCGUCUGAAAGUUAUCAGAGUUGGGAAAAUUCUCGAAAACAAUGAUAACCCCUCCCCACCAUCAGCAGAUAAAUCUUUAACAUUGGCAUCACCGCGGGUUCAAACGCAGCAGAAGUCUGUCAAUAGUCCAGCGUUAGCUGCGACUCCUGGUAAGGUUUUUGGACCGAAAAAGAAUUUGGCCAAGGAGCUUGAUAAAGAAUCAGGGGUGAAAAGGACUUUGGCUGAGGAGUUUGGUAGUGUCGCUAAAGCUACUGAUCAUGAUAGUCAACAUGUUGAUUUCGUAUUAGUUUCUCCUUCAAAGGAUACUAAGGAUGAUAAGGAUGCUAAGGUUCCAGCCUAUGGACGCGGCUGCAGGGGCAACCGUAUUUUUAAGGGUGAGGAAGCCGAUGAGAAGAAAAAAGCAGCGCAGGCAAAUGUUGCGUUUAAGAGGAAGGAGAAGGCUGAGACUAAGAAAAAAGCGGUUGAGGCUAAGAAAAAAGAUGUUGAGGCUAAGAAAAAAGAGGUUGAGGGAGAAAAGUGUUCAGUAACUCCAAAAGGGUUUCCAAAGGCGGCAGUUUCUUCACCAGCUGUUUUUCCGUACGUAGGAGAGAAUGGAACGACGUGCAUGAGGAAAAAUGUUACUCCUUCAUCAGUAAUAUAUGACCCUCUAGCACCUGUUGAUCCGGUGCUACUCGAAAAACUGAUGCAAUACAUUAAGGGAAUUCCACCCAAAACACCAGCACCAGCAGAUAAACGAGCAGUCCUCUCCGCUGAUCAUGAGGGUGAUUUCUACAGCAUACUCAUCCAUGAAAGACCGUGGCCGGAAAAUGAAUAUGGAUGGGUGUUUGAUAAUGGUAAGCUUCCUGAACAUUGUCUAACAAACUUGAAGUGGUAUGAAGAUGUGGAUCACUUGUACGGAUGUCUUCAAACCGGCGGAAAUCAUUGGGUUGCAUAUCAUCUGGAUCUAAAGAAGGAGAAGAUUGAUUGCUACGAUCCAAUCUUUGGAGAGGCAACACCCGAAACCCCUAGUAAGAAGAAGUUCUCACUCAGAAGGAGGAGCAAAAGAUACACUCCACAAAACACCCAGAUUGGCGAUUGUGGGGUGUAUUCGUUGAAGUUUGUGGAGUGUCUAGCGCUUGGUGUAACGUUUGAUGGGAUAAGCGAUAACAAUAUUCAAGGUUUACGGAUGAAGAUGGCAGCAGAGAUCCUCGAUGAAGGAGGAAAUACUGUGAUGAGCAGUUUGAUGGCUAAUUGA